Fonsecaea erecta is the source of this 1047-nucleotide messenger RNA. RefSeq lists its product as hypothetical. The transcript has a single exon. NCBI's taxonomy places the organism in Eukaryota, Fungi, Ascomycota, Eurotiomycetes, Chaetothyriales, Herpotrichiellaceae. Bases 1 to 1047 code for a protein of 348 amino acids. The record is from RefSeq and is a predicted model, not a curated record. Gene Ontology annotation, molecular function: oxidoreductase activity, acting on the CH-CH group of donors, NAD or NADP as acceptor.
AUGGGAGUUAACAAGGCCAUGGUCUUCAGACAAAUCCCUGAAGGACUCCCCGUGGCAGGCAAAGAUUUGACCAUCGAAACCAUUGCCGACUACGAUGGGACCUCCCCUGCCCCGGCCGGGGGUGUUUUGCUGCAGGCAGAGUAUGCAAGCUUUGAUCCUUACAUGAAAGGACGCAUGCGCCCGGCGCACGUCAAAUCGAACGCCACGGCCUUUGAGCUGAAUAAGCCGCUAGUGACCCAGUGCAUUGCUAAGGUUCUCCAACCGAACCACCCCAAAUACCAGCCAGGAGAUCAGAUCGUUGGGGAGCUCCCCAUCCAGCAAUACGUCGCCCUCAGUGGAGCGGAGCUCGACAAGAUCCAGCACCUGGAAAACCCUUUGGGGCUGGAGGAUACCCGCGUGUUUCUGGGGGCCCUCGGGAUGUCAGGAUUGACGGCGUAUUCGUCCUUCUACGAGAUCGGCCAACCUAAGAAAGGCGAGACCAUUUUCAUCUCUGCCGCCAGCGGCUCGGUGGGUAGCAUGGUGGGACAGCUGGCUAAACGGGCGGGACUGAGGGUGAUUGGCAGCGUGGGCUCGGACGACAAGCUCGAUUUCAUCAUCAACGAGCUCGGCUUCGACGCGGGGUUUAACUACAAGAAGGAGCAACCCUCCGACGCCCUGAAGCGAUUGGCCCCCGACGGCAUCGACAUCGACUACGAGAAUGUGGGCGGCACACAUCUCCAAGCCGCCCUGGACGCGAUGAAGGAGCAUGGACGGGUUAUCGUCUGCGGUCUGAUCUCUGAAUACAAUGCCAAACCAGGCGAGCGACACCCUCUCUACAACUACAGUCUGAUUCUGCGGAGGAGACUCACCGUGCGUGGGUUCGUUGUCUUUGACCACGGUUUCGGGGACAAGUAUCAUGCAGAGCACCAGACCAAUGUGCAGCGGUGGAUCAAAGACGGGACGCUCAAGGUGAUCACCUGGGAGUGCGAGGGGAUUGACCAUGCAGUUGACGGCCUAUUGGCUCUGUUCUCGGGACGGAACUUUGGAAAAGCGGUGCUGAAGUUCUAA